Cygnus olor (mute swan) is the source of this 2260-nucleotide messenger RNA. RefSeq names its product fatty acid binding protein 6 (gene FABP6). Lineage: Eukaryota; Metazoa; Chordata; Aves; Anseriformes; Anatidae. The transcript is spliced from 10 exons. The record is from RefSeq and is a predicted model, not a curated record. The coding region runs from base 912 to 1607 and encodes 231 amino acids. Gene Ontology annotation, biological process: fatty acid transport. Gene Ontology annotation, cellular component: nucleus; cytosol. Gene Ontology annotation, molecular function: fatty acid binding.
GAAUUUCUUAAAUUUCAUAUCUCUGUGGUAUAGUGAUGUUUAUGCAAUUGUAAGUUUUUUCUUUCUCCAUGGCAUAAUUGAGAAGAAAAGAGCUUUACGAUACCAAUUAUGUUUUUCCCUUAGAAUAAAACCAAAGUGGCUAAUUGAUGCAGGCUUGGACCAGUGGUAGACCAGGUAAACACUGGUUAUAUGUUCAGACUGGAGGCCAGGAAUUCUUUGUCACAUUAGUAAAGAUGCAAUUACAUCUUUACUGUAGUUGCAAUUUGACUAUAGUUUUAGUUUUUCUACACUAAUCUGAAUUUGAUUCUCAUUUCUGAGGUCACCCAGGGUGAGUCAGAUCUGGUCAAGCCAAAAUAAGCUCUUGAAUUGUUCCUAAAAUGAUGGAAAAUAUGAGUCAAUUCAGAGAGUUGUUAAGCAUGUAGAAGCAGUCAUGGGCAUAAAACAACCACAAAGCUGCAGACGGUGCAGUGGGAGAGAAGGUCCACCCAAUGAGUCAAAGUUGAAUGUAACUGGAUUUCAGGGCUUGUCUUUUAGCAGAGCUGGUGAAUAGCUAAAAGAGAGGGAGAGUGAGAUAAUUAACAAUAUGGAAAUAAGCAGGGGACUUCAAAACUCUGAAAGCAGGUGAUGAGACCCUGACAUGUCUUACACGGAGAGGAAGCUGGAAGCAGCGAUGCAGCUGUGAAGAGUCAGGGCACAGAAGGUCUAAAUGCCUCCGGCUGCAGAGCUCUUAGUGACACGUGGGUUACAAAUGGCCUUGCUCAGGACUCAUUGAUAGCCUGCAUUUUUCACCAUGCAUAUCAUGAAACAAACUCUGCUAUGUAUGAAAGAAAAUGCUCUGGAUGUCCCGAGCUAGAGGAAGAAGAUGAAGGGAGUGGGACUAUUAUCAAGGGGCGUGAGAGAAAAGUACUUGAAUGCUGAUCACGGAACAGGGAGAAUGUUCGCAGAAGAAAGCGGCUAUCCUGCACUACCAGCCACAUCACCAGGGCAACAUGGCAUUCGCAGGCAAAUACGAAUUUGAAAGCGAUGAGAACUACGAUGACUUUGUGAAGGCAAUUGGUCUCCCCAGUGAGAAGGUUGAGAUGGGAAGGAAUUGCAAAAUAGUCACUGAGGUGGUGCAGAAUGGAAAUGACUUCACCUGGACACAGCAUUUCCCAGGAGGUCGCACCACGACUAACACAUUCACUAUUGGCAAGGAAGCAGACAUGGAGACAAUGGGUGGUAAAAAGUUCAAGGCAACUGUUAAAAUGGAAGGGGGAAAAGUAGUAGCUGAUUUUCCCAACUAUCAUCACACUGCAGAGAUUGCUGGAGGAAAACUAGUGGAGGGACGUUUUUUGCUGAAUGUCUGUGUUGAAGGAGUUCAGACGCUAGCAGCAAUCAGAAGAGCAACAAGGAGCAUUUCCAAAACUUCAACUUUGAAAACUAUUGACUACCAUUAUGCAGAUUUAGGUCUGCUGUUGGACUUAAUCUGCCUCAACUCCAACCACAAUACAAAGGCACUAACACAAACUGGGGAAGUCAGUGGACAAUUCACAUUUAAAAUAGAGUUACCAGAAGAAAGACUGAAUUUACAACCGCGUUCUAUAUGGCUUUUCAGUUUUCUUAGGUAAGAUUGCACCUGGCCCCAAGAACUGAUUAUUCCAGCUCAUGUAUCCUACCUUGUCUGUUUCUUCAGUCAUCUCCUCAGCCCACUUGGUACUUCCUUACAUACACUAACACUUCAGACUUGGAAUAACACCUCACUUUCUGUGCAGCGACCAAGUUCCCGAUCUAUCCAAUCCUUCCAACUUAUUGUUUGACAAGGCCCUUCCACCACGUUUGUCCUACCACUGUUCUGUAAAACAUUAUGAGAGUUCAGAUCAAUUAUUUUUAAGGUAUAGACGUGUAUUCUUUGUUAGCUCUUAAAAGCUCAAGAGAAAACACUAAAAAAAUGGAGGGCAUUUCAGGUAUAUGCUUGUUUAUUGGAAGCUUUCACUGAAAACUUUGCAAGUAUUUUCACAAUUAGGCAUGAUGGAAGUCCAAAAUAUAACAGCACACAUGACCUGAAUUAGAAAGGUGGUAAAGCAAAGAAAACACAUACAACAGUACUGCCACAUAUAUGUUGUUCGUUAAUGACAAAUUGUAACAAAAAAUGCAUUACAGUCUUCUAAAAAUAAAGCUUAAUAUAAAUACAAAUCCAACAGAAUGGAAGAUGAACCAAGUUCUCGAAGCUUCUAGAGCCAUUUCUGAAGAGUACUGCUUCUCCAUUUACGGUUGUUUUUUU